GUGUACUGACCUGGGGUUCCAUCUCUCCUUGGAGCGAGUGAUGAGGUCAUACCUGGCCAGUAGGGGGCGUGUCCUGAAGGCUGAGGAGGCCGGGCUGAAGCAGCUGGAACAGGAAGUGACAUCACUGGAUCAGGGCGGAGACAGAGACGCUCUCCUACAGAACCACGACACAGCAUUCUGUCUGCCCUUCCGUUUCAGUUACCAUCCCCAUGAGGGAGACCAGGUGGGCGAGGUGAGUGCGGAGAGCCAGGUGAGGUAUGAGUUAGAGACCAGGUUCCAACAACUCCAGUCCCGCCUUUCCACUGAAACCUUGGAAACAGAGGAGGUCAGUAAGACACUCAAAGCCACCCUCUCCGCUCUAUUGGACAAUAUGUGUGACAGUGACAGUAACCCCCCCCCUGACCUGCCCAUCAGCCUAUCACACGACCCCAUGGGAACCGCCUCUGCCUCCAAACUAGCCCUUGCCAAGCGGAGAGCCAAUCAGCAGGAAACAGAGACAUUCUACUUUACGAAAGUUAAGGAGUAUCUGAUUGGAAGCUCCCUGAUCUCCAAACUACAGGCUAAACAUGACCUGCUGCAGGAGGCCAUACAGAAAGCUAAGGCCGUUGAUAGCGACCCCUCCAGAAUGCAGUGUGCUAGGUCAGUGCGUGUGCGGAGGUCCAGACCCUGUUCCAUGUACAGCCACACUCUCUUCACCUCUGAUAUGCUGGGUUUCAUACAGCUCUCUCCCUCCCUUGCUCUCUCUCUCCCUCUCUCUCUCUCAGAAAACGAGGGAUUGGCAGAGAAAGCAGCUCAGAUAAAGUCAGUUGUCUCCUCCUUCCCUCGACCUCUCCUUAUCGUCAUACGUUACCUCUUCGCUUUUCUCAACCAUGUGUCCCAGUACAGCGAUGAGAACAUGAUGCAGCCCUAUAACCUGGCGGUGUGUUUCGGGCCGAGCCUCCUGAGAGGGUCGGAUUCUGGUGAUGUUGUCGCUAGGCAACCACAGGUCAAUGACCUCGUCAAGACCAUGAUCCUCCAGUAUGAUGUCAUCUUCCCGUGCCAAUCAGAGCUGCCCGGGCCCGUGUACGAGAAGCACAUGACUCUGGAGCAGGAGUACUGUGAACCAAUCACAGAGGAGGGAGAUGGGGAGACUGAACAAUUCCACAUUGAGGAUGAGUGGGAGGCGGUGAAUCGGCCAUGUCUUGAUUACAACGCAGCGCACCUACUUUUCCCUGUUCCCUCUCUCUUCUCCUACUUCAGAGCGGAGCGAGGGAGGAGGGAUGAGGUCAGUGGAGGAAGCACUGGAAACCUGGCUUCAGAAGAGCUUCAGACUGAGAACACGACCCGGCUGCGGGUGAACAGUGACAGUGCUUCGUUGCCUGGAAGACAGAGGGCAGCGGAGGGCAGAGGCAGUCCUGUCCGAAAGAACCCCCUCUCCCCUGUGACACGUCAAAACACAGGGAAUCAGGAGCGUAGGCACACCUUGGACAGUGUGAGGCAGAGGGCAGGAGCCAUAGAGAGACAGACAGAUGGAGGAUCUAUUGAAAGACCGGACAUCAGUAAACAGAUGAACUCUGUAUUCAAGGAGCUUCUCUCUCGCCAGCCGUCCCUACAUCCUGCUGCAACCCAGGCACCUUCCUCCUCCCUCCCUUCCUCCUCCUCUUCCUCUUCAUCCCUCUCCUCCUCUCUCCCAGGAGGCAGGAAGGUGGGGUUCAGCCUCAGGGGGCGGGCUCUCUUCAGACCAACGGACCAAUAGGAGGACUGAAGCAGGAUUAUGAUAAUGAUAAUAAUGAUGAUUUAUUUUUCUGACACGUUUGUGUGUGAUAUGAUAUUAGUGUGUGAUGAUGUUUGUGUGUGAUAUUGCUAGUCUUUUACACCUGUCUCAGUGCUGUCUAUCGUUCUCUAUUAGAACAAGGAUGGGUUUGGUUUCCAAUAACUCAGGGCUGGGGUAACUUACCUAUUUCUGUGGUAAAUUGUUUUUAAACUUGAUAAACACUCAUUUAAACCACUUAGUAAGAGUAUAACAACUUACUUCUUAAUUAUAAUACUGGAAACUGGGUCCAAUAGCAUAUCUAAGAUGGCCUCCACACCAGAUCCUGGGAUGCUGGUUAAACUGUGAAAAUGAUUCUUUCCACCACUCUAGUAAUUCUAACUCUAUGGUCUGAGGGGCUUUGUUCACUCUAGUCAUCAUAUUUCUAUGGAUGCAACCCUCCUCCCUCUUCCCUGGACCACUGUUGAUGAUGUCACUGGAAUAGCUGUAUUAAAAUACUUCUGUGGUAAAACGAAUAAAUAAUAAAUAUUAGAUUCUGA
Molecule: messenger RNA, 2289 nt
Organism: Salvelinus sp. IW2-2015
Lineage: Eukaryota; Metazoa; Chordata; Actinopteri; Salmoniformes; Salmonidae
Source: RefSeq, a predicted model, not a curated record